ACAGCAGCGGGGAGCUGGUGAGGAGGAGAGCCGAGGAUCCGUGUGGACCACAGCUUGCUGCUGCAGCGGCUGAGGGGGACGGACACACACAUACACACACACUCACACCGGGCACGGCCCCUCAAGACACACACCUCAUCGUUCUUUACAGCAUCAACACACACACACACACACAGUCAGUGCUGCUGCUGGGGGAGGAAACAGGAGCCGGUUUGCAGACGGUUUCAACAACCUGCUCAGGACCGACAGUGGCUGAAGUUAAAUCCUCAGAGACGUCUUCACCGUGUCGACCACCGUACCUGCUGUUAGGAUCUGGAGAAAAGGGUCUUCACCACGAUGCAUCCAACCACGGACAGAAACAGGAAGUGGCUGCCUGGCUUUGGAGCUAUGCUGUUGGUACUCUUGAGUCGAGUGACUUCAGCGCUAGAAGUGCCUCUUGAUCUGCCCCAGCCCCCCACUAUAACGCUACAGUCCCCGAAGGAUUACAUCUUUGAUCCGCGGGAGAACAUCGUCAUCCACUGUGAGGCCAAGGGGAAGCCGAGUCCCAGCUUCUCCUGGACGAGAAACGGCACACACUUCGACGUGGAGAAAGACUCCAAAGUCCUGAUCAAGCCCGGCUCAGGAACCCUCGUCAUUGACAUCAGCGGCGAAAAGGCGGAGGCUUACGAGGGAACCUAUCAGUGCACAGCCCAUAAUGAGCACGGCACGGCUGUAUCCAACAACAUCGUCAUCAGACAGUCCAGGUCCCCCCUGUGGUCGAAGGAGAGAAAUGAAGCCAUCACUGUGCAGAUGGGGGUCUCCGUGGUGCUGCAGUGCCGGCCCCCUGCUGGGCUGCCCCCUCCUGUCAUCUUCUGGAUGGAUAACAACUUUCAGAGGCUCCAGCUGGACAAGCGAGUGUCCCAGGCUCUGAAUGGGGAUUUGUACUUUUCCAACGUUCUCCAAGAAGACACCAGGAGCGACUACAUCUGCUACGCCCGCUUCCCCCACACGCAGACGAUCCAGCAGAAACAGCCCAUCUCCGUCACCGUGCUCAACAAUAGCCCACAGGGGGAGCGUCGUCCAGGGUUCAUGAUGCCUCCGGGCCCCACCAGUACCAAGAUGGUCCUGAGAGGAGAGACUCUGGAGCUGGAGUGCAUCGCCGAGGGCUUGCCCACUCCAGAGAUGUCGUGGCAGAAGGACGGAGCUGAGCUGUCAGACAGCAGGACGUCCUUUCAGAACUUCAAGAAAACGCUGAAGAUUUCCGACGUGAAUGAAGCAGACGGAGGCGACUACCGCUGUACAGCGGCAAACAACCUGGGAACUGUACACCACAUCAUCAAGGUCACUGUCAAAGCGGCUCCUUUCUGGGUCAGCGCUCCCAGGAACCUGGUCCUCGCCCCGAAUGAGACCGGCAUCCUGACCUGCCGUGUCAGUGGAGAACCCAAACCCAAAAUCAGCUGGUUUGUCAACGGAGUCCCCAUAGAAAAUGCUCCUGAGGACCACACUCGCAAGGUGGAGGACGACACCGUGAUCCUCAGCAAUGUGCAGUCAGGAUCCAGCGCCGUCUACCAGUGUAACGCAUCCAAUGAGUUCGGCUACCUGAUGGCCAAUGCUUUUGUCAGUGUUCUCGCUGAAGCACCGAGAGUACUCACUCCCCCCAACCGAGUGUACCAGGUCAUCACCAACAACCCUGCACUACUUCACUGUUCCUCCUUUGGCUCGCCAAUACCAACCAUCACAUGGUUUAAAGACAGUCAGACCAGCAUUAAAAAUGGUGACCCGUAUGUGAUCCAUGAGAACGGCACGCUGGAGAUCCACGUGGCCCAGCCGCUCGACAGCGGGAAGUACACCUGCAUUGCCACCAACAACCUGGGGAUCAAGGAGAACCACGUGUUCCUGGAGGUUAAAGUGUCAACUCGUAUCCUGAAGCAGCCGGAGUACAAGGUGGUGCAGAGAGGAAUGAGCGCCGUGUUCGAGUGUAAAGUCAAACACGACCCCUCCCUCAUUCCCACCAUGACCUGGCUCAAAGACAACGGAGAACUGCCAGAUGACGAGAGGUUUGAGGUGGACACAGACAGUCUGACCGUCAAACAUGUGACCGACGAAGACGAGGGCACCUACACCUGCAUCAUGAACACGACCCUGGACCGGGACUCUGCCAGUGCCAUGCUGACUGUCGUCGAAAAACCCGACGCUCCGACCGACCUGGAACUGACCGACCAGACGGACAGAAGUGUUCAGCUCACCUGGAUCCCUGGAGACGAUCACAACAGUCCCACACAGAAGUUUCUGAUCCAAUACGAGGAUCUGCUCCACCAGCCGGGACUGUGGAUCAACCUGACGGAGGUAGCGGGCACCGGCACAACAGCCCAGUUGAAGCUUUCCCCGUUCGUCUACUACUCUUUUAGGGUACUGGCUCAGAACCUCGUGGGCUACAGCGACCCCAGCCAGCCUUCGCGCCAAUAUAGGACCAACCCUGCAGCUCCUGAUGAAAAUCCAUCAGAUGUUCAGGGAGUAGGAACAGAGUCUGACAACCUGGUCAUCUCCUGGACACCACUGACUGGUUUCCAGUCCAAUGGGCCUGGUUUGGAGUACAAAGUGCUGUGGAGACAGAAGGACAUGGACGGGGAGUGGUCGUCGAAGAACGUGGCCAACGUCUCCCGUUUCGUCGUGACAGGAAUCCCAACGUUUGUGCCGUUUGAAAUUAAAGUUCAAGCGAUAAACGAUUACGGCAGCGGACCUGAGCCCGAAGCGUUGAUUGGGUACUCAGGAGAAGACAUGCCGCUGUCUGCUCCUGAGAGCGUGCAGGUCAUGGUUCACAACAGCACGCUAGCAGAAGUGCAUUGGGAGCCUGUAUCUCAUCCUUCAGUAAGAGGGAAACUACAGGGAUACAAGGUGUUCUAUCAGCGUGAGCGCGGCUUGCAUGAGACAGAGAAGACGACGGAUGAGGAGGAGCAGGUUCUGACGUUCAGCGGGAACCGUACCGAGGGGCGUCUGCCGGGCCUGCAGCCGUACAGCCUCUACAUACUCUUCAUCAGGGUCGUCAAUAGCAGGGGAGAGGGGCCUCAGAGUCCAAGCAAGACGUUUGAGACACCCGAGGGAGUCCCAGGUCCUCCUUCUUUUCUGAAAGUCCUGAACCCCAGUCUGGACUCUCUCACCCUGGAGUGGGGCCCACCAAUGAACAAUAACGGACGCCUCGCUGGAUUUACGCUGAAGUACCAACCAGUCAACACCACUAAUGAACUGGGACCAGUCAAGAUCGUGACGCUCCUGGCCAACGAGACCACGAUCACCCUGAGCAGCCUGAACUCCAGCAUGCUCUACAAGUUUUACUUAAGUGCAAAGACAAUCAAAGGCUCUGGCCCCUUCAUCACAGAAGAAGCCUUCACAGUCAUGGACACAGGUGAGUUCUCUGUAAUUAAACAUUCACCCGCUGUAGAAUCGGGCAAAGGUAACCCCCCCACAGAGCCCCCUCACCCAACUAUCCCCAUCACUCAGUCUGUGCCUCCCCCGUUUCACAAGGCGCCUCCUGUAGGCCCUGCGUUUGGCAAUGUUAACACGUCUGUAUCGGAGGAUGGUGCGGCCAUCAGUUGGGAAUACUUUGGACACCAUAAGAAUGUAUUUGUGGAAUAUAUUGUAGAAAACAGUAAAGAUGACUGGGAAAAGGAGUUGGUAAACAGUUCACACUCUCAUAUGAUAAAGGGUUUAAAGCCCGGGACGUCCUAUAGGGUGCGUGUGGUCGCUAGAGACCCGGCUGACCCGACGGUCCACAGCACAGACGAGGUGUUGGUUACGGUUCCAGCCGUGCCCAGCCGACAGGUCGACAUCGCCACCCAGGGCUGGUUUAUCGGACUCAUGUGUGCCAUCGCCCUCCUCAUCUUGGUCCUCCUCAUUGUGUGCUUCAUCAAGAGGAACAAAGGUGGAAAAUAUCCAGUGAAAGAGAAAGAAGACGCUCACCAAGACCCUGAGAUACAACCUAUGAAGGAGGACGAUGGGACAUUUGGAGAAUACAGUGACACAGAGGACCACAAGCCGCUGAAGGGCAGCCGGACGCCGUCCAACGGGACGGUGCGCCGUGACGAGAGCGACGACAGCCUGGUGGACUACGGGGAGGGCGGGGACGGACAGUUCAACGAGGACGGCUCCUUCAUCGGCCAAUACAGCGGCAAGAAAGAGAAAGACACGCACGAAGGCAACGAGAGCUCAGAGGCACCUUCGCCCGUCAACGCCAUGAACUCGUUUGUCUAAGGGAGGGGCCCCCUCCUGAUUGCGACAGUUGCUGCUGCCGCUCCUGGUCACCCUGGCAAAUGUAACCAUCCCUGUGGGGACAGGUGCUAAGGUGACGGUGGUGGUGGAAUUUUUACAAUGCUGACCCGCCCUCAUCUCCACACCUGAAAAUCCCUGUCACACUGUGACAUCCUCCGAUCAACACACACUCAGCAGAGACCAACACCACAUCCCCAAUGACCACUGGAGGUCGGCAUGAAGCGAAGGGAUGUGAGGAAAACAAGAAGAAGAGGAGGAGAGAGAGGAAGCAAUAUGGAAAAGCAGAAGGAAUGUACAAGAAAGAUAAUUACCACUCAGACUGAGCAGGAGUGUGGCCAAGUGUGUGUGUGUGCGUGUGGUAGUGCCAUUUAAUCUCCUUUACAAACACACUUAACUUGAUAAAUCCAAAUAUAUAUAUUUAAUCAAAUUUGCCACAGACAGGAAAAUAUGCAUCGACUCACAUUCACCAACAUGCAUGUCAGCAUUUUUACCUCGUCCUGUCACUUGAUGCACUUGUUGACUCUGUAUAAAGAUAAACGGCAUGACUGCUCCCUUAAAGUGAAGCCAAAGUGUCUCGAUCGCCAUCUGGUGGCCGGCUGCAGAAUAUGUCAUAAACCCCGCCUCCUCCACGUUCGUGGAUGGGACAUGAGCAAAACAAAAAAUUUGAAGUACACGUCAAAUACAUUUUUCUCAUACAUUUUUCUCUCCUUUUAGGUAGUUCUUAUCACACUGAUGUUUGUCCAAGCGCUCAUUUUGAGUUAUUUUAUGCUAUAAAAGACUGACUCGCAAAAAGUUUGUGCGCGUGGAUCAGUGGGACCUUGCGACCUAAGGUCCAUUCCGUAAUCCUAAAUCGGGAUAUCCAGGUUUCACUUCUGGAUUAUGGGAGGAGGCGGAGAUGAGUAAUAUACAGUUGAAGGUGCAAACCUACUAGUGACAGGAUUUUCUUUUUCAGUCAGAAAGUGUUAAUGGCAUCUGAUAUACAGAGAACUACUGGCAGCGGUGUAUUUGUGGACACUACAUCUCGCAGUAGAAGCUAGAAUGUCUUUUUGAGACGGAUGAAAUGUUUGUACAUAUGUAAUUGAAUAAGAAAAAAAGGUAUAUUUCGAGGUCAGGGACUUCCAUUUGCAGUCAUCGGAAAGCUGCUGUAGAAACACUUUGAACUCAGAGUCGGGUCACUCCUCACACCAGCCAGCCAAAACUCUCACACCGAUUUGACCUUUUUAUCCUCGGGAUUGCACUUUCUGCUUUUCUUCUCACCAAACCUACGUUUCCUGUUAGCCAGCUCUAAUGGAACAACAGCGCAGGUGCAGUUUAUUCAGUAUCGUCAAGUGCUUCCACCCCUGAAUCCUGGCCACUGUGCAAACCUGGGUUUAAGGCAAUCACGGUAUUGUCCAAAGCUGUUGUCCCCCGCUUUGUCUCCGAUAGCAUCUCUUCUACCAUAUCUGAUACAUGCACUGGCAGAAAAAAGAGAAAAAGCUUAUUGCAUGUUGAGGUUCACUGAGAGUACACAUGGUAGUUUCCAAGUAUUUAGAUGUUGAUGAUCAAGAACCUGUUAGCAUGGUUUCUAGUGCCUUUGUAGAGAACAAUGACUUGGAUCCAUAGCUAUACCCCUCUUCAUGCACAGUCCAUGAAUGCAACACAUCGAAAAAUACCACCCCACUUUACUGAGAUGGCAGUUGCAGAGUAUUCGAAGCGCUCACCGAAAGUAAGCUCCACAUUAUUAAGGCUAAUUUAUGUUCAACCUUAGAUACAGAUACGGACAGAGCUUUCUGUUCCCCGUAAAUUUUGUCCAUAUUUGUGCACGUCUUCUGAAAGCUUAUGGAGACGGAGGAAACAGACAAAUUGGAAGCCGUCGGGUGUCUAGCCAGUAGUUCAAGCGAGAUGGCCAUAGGACAUCAGGAAGGUUGUGGAGUGCAUAUCUUGCACACCCUUCACCUGAUUGUCUUCGCAUUUGGCAUGUCUAUUGUAAAUUGCCCAUGGAAGUGAAGUUCAGGGUUACCGCGCAAUUCUUUUUCUUUUCACCGUAGCGGACUGAGACAGAAGGGUUGACCUCCGUCAUGGCAACAACGUUCACAGAAUCAGCAUAUUGUAAAACUGUUUGACGACAACUCUGUAAUGAAGAGGAACUAUUCUGAAGUAGACUCUGGAGCAUUAACACAGGACAAGCUAGAAGGCAGAUUUAGAGCGGGCACCGCACUAGUGUCAUCAACGAUACUACUUCACCAAGGCCCAGGUACAAACUCUCUUAAGAGGUACAUUAUCGCAACCUCCUCCACCAUUGCCAUCUUUUCUUGUUGGAAACUCUUGCCUCUGGGCUGCCCUCUAGUGGCUGUAUUGCUUUAACAACCAUGCCAACGUAAAGGACGCAUGGAAGUAGGCCUACGUAGGCAGUGAUGGCUACAUCUCUUCUUGUAUGUAAAGGCAGCAUAAGUAAGCCUUAAAGGAAUAUUAAAUUUAAAGCCCUUUAUUUUGAGCAGUAUAGCCUCUUUGAGUCAUAUUAUGGGGUCCAGGGUUCCUAAACAGAGCUAAAACUGAUCUAACGGAAGAAUUAUUGACAACAUCUUUUUUCACAGGUACUUCUGAGGAACCAUUUUCAACUAAAGGUUGUUAUGGUCUCGUUGACAAUCAUGUUAGCCAGCAUUUGUCCGCCCAUUUGUGAAGCGCCCAACUCAUACUUAUAAUGAAGAAUUAAAGACUGAGCAAAUGUGCCGAAUAUUAAAACGCAGGCAGCCUGAGGUCACAUCACGGACGCCGAAUGAGAGGCCAUCACGCAUUAAUUUCAAACAUUCUCCUUUCAAACCCAGUCACCUUAAGAAGGAUGUGCAGCUGUGCUCAGCACCACUGCCAGCGCACUCACCAGGUAACUGCCAAUGGGAACCAGACUCAACUUUCUGGUACAGACUACUAUAAAAAAAAAUGGGACUCACUGUCACUGGUUGCACUUAGAGAAGAAGGGGUUGGGAAAAUGAAUUAAUGAUAACUGAAUGUGGAAACAAGUGUAUCUGUUUAUGUGAAUGAAAAUAUUGCUUGUUUCACUUCAAAUGGUAGACACACUGGUGACUUUGGUUUAUGCAUUUAACCUUAUAUCUGUGUAUGUCGUCACGAUCCGAGCGCAGCACUCAGUGAGUUUUAUAUUACUGUAAAAGAACGAAGCUUGUGUGUGAAUGUUUGGGUGAGCGAGUGUGUUUGUGUGUGUGUGUGUGCAGCACAUGCAUGCUACUAUGUUAAAGCGUGCGUCAUUAUAAUAUUGAUUUCUCAUUCCAUGAAUAAUUCUGACACGAGACGAGCAGUCUGUGCCCACUCAACAGGAGACACAAGACUCCCCUGCCCCCUGAGAACACUUCCAUGUCUUCAUUUUAUCAUAACUUGCAUCAAGUUUUUUGGUUGCAACGUGUCAGCUUUCCACAUGUAGAUAUUUUUGUUGUAUUCUGUGAAAAAUGGCUUGAAUUGAGCAUAGAUGUGUUGAUGUCAGAGGUGAGAGCUUGGCCUCAUGCAUUAGGGAUAAGGGAGGGUGAGAAAUGGUUUAGUGUGACAUGAGACCAUGCACUUACAGUUUUCACUCUUUUUCUUUCUUUUUAUUUGCCGUGAAAUUUUACUAUUUAUUUCUUAUUUUUAAACUUGUCAGGUGAAUUUGCUCAUUGUUUAGCUGUUCAGGUAUCAAAAGGAAAUUAUUUAACUUGUGACUGAGCUCUCGUGACACCUGUCCCGUUUCUGUCUCUGACCGUUCAUGCACCUUUUCUGUAUUAUUAUUUUUUUUUAUAUAAAAAAAGAAAAAAAGGCACACACUUAGACAGGAUUUAUCAUUUCAAACUAAUUCCUGCAUCUAAUUUAGGACAACAUCCAGUGUGUGAAAGCGGAAUGUUGGAAAGCUGUCGUCUUAAAUAAGACGUCUCCUGAAACUGACACAUCCUUUGUUAAGAGUGUACAAAAAAAACACAAGUGUAAUUUGGAGCAUUCUGAGCCGGCAUGGACAGAUAAUCAUACUGACACAACAGGGUGUGAAUAGUGACUGAACAUGCAGUAGGAUAUACAGUAUAUGAUAUGGUAUAAUAUGACAUUCUGGUUAAUGUUGAAGCUACAUGAAAAGCAUGAAAGGCUGUUAAAAUGGUUUACUCUACAGUAUAAUAUUGCAAAAUAUUUUGUAUUUUAAAUGAAGUAAAAAAAAAAAGAAAUAAAUGUUGGUUUCAGGAUUUCAAA
Messenger RNA from Pleuronectes platessa (European plaice), 8442 nucleotides. It is a transcript of the gene nrcama, whose product is annotated as neuronal cell adhesion molecule a. Gene Ontology annotation, molecular function: cell-cell adhesion mediator activity. NCBI's taxonomy places the organism in Eukaryota, Metazoa, Chordata, Actinopteri, Pleuronectiformes, Pleuronectidae. Bases 337 to 4227 code for a protein of 1296 amino acids. Gene Ontology annotation, biological process: cell-cell adhesion; brain development. The record is from RefSeq and is a predicted model, not a curated record. The transcript is spliced from 30 exons.